CCCUCCUGCGGACACGCGCGAGGCCGGGCGGCCUCUGGAAGAGUGGGGCCGCGCUCGUGCCCAAGGGAGCGGUGAGCCGGGGCCGGGAGGAGAGCAGGACCCAGCCACCGGAAGCGAGGACCCACAGCGUGCCCGGGGGCCUCUGUCCUCGCUUAGCGGGCUCGUCCUGGAGCGUGGCUGGAGGAGAGCGGAGGGUACCUGGAAGAGCGGAUUAGAGAAACGGAAAGCUAAAGCUGCUGCCUAGAGAUGGGGCGGAUGCGGGGGGACUCGCCGCGGAGGUGGGGCCCACAGACCCCGCUCCAGCGCAAGGUGCACAGAACAAACCUCAGAAGAACUUUAAACGUGCAGAGGUUAAAGAUCCAGAAGCAUGAAUUCCCAUCUCCCCUAUCCCUGCUGAUUAACUCUCAGCUCCGUGGAGCCUGCUCUAUCCCAAAACAGAGUCAAAGUGAUCUACAAGUUCAUGUAGUUUAUUUGAUUCUAACUGUUGCCCCGUCGCCCCUCCAUAAGCUUAAAUCAACUCAGAAGGAAAAGGUCCGCCAGUUCAUGGCCUGUACUCAGGCUGGUGAGAGAACUGCUGUCUACUGCCUAACACAGAAUGAGUGGAAACUAGACGAGGCCACAGACAGCUUCUUCCAGAAUCCAGACACAUACUACAGGGAAUCCAUGCGGAAUCCUGUGGACCAGAAGAAGCUGGAGCAGCUGUAUGGCAGGUACAAAGAUCCACAAGAUGAAAACAAAAUAGGAAUUGAUGGGAUUCAGCAGUUUUGUGAUGAUUUAAACCUAGAUCCUGCCAGUAUCAGCGUUCUGGUCAUAGCAUGGAAAUUCAGGGCUGCCACUCAGUGUGAAUUUAGCAAAAAGGAAUUUGUAGAUGGCAUGACAGAGCUUGGGUGUGAUAGCACAGAAAAGCUGAAGGCUCUUCUGCCCAGAUUGGAACAGGAGCUUAAGGACUCUGCAAAGUUUAAAGACUUUUAUCAGUUUACCUUUAGCUUUGCUAAGAACCCCGGGCAAAAGGGUUUAGAUUUGGAAAUGGCAGUUGCCUAUUGGAAAUUAGUACUGUCUGGAAGGUUUAAAUUUUUAGAUCUUUGGAACACGUUCCUGAUGGAACAUCACAAAAGAUCGAUUCCAAGGGACACUUGGAACCUUCUGCUAGAUUUUGGAAACAUGAUUGAUGAUGACAUGUCUAACUAUGAUGAAGAAGGAGCCUGGCCUGUCCUCAUAGAUGACUUUGUGGAGUAUGCACGGCCGGUAGUCACAGGCGGAAAACGCCGCCCUUUCUAGGAGGAAGACUCAGGUACAUGGAGUUUGGAAGACGAUUUGAGUCCUGCAGCAAGGGGUGGGUCAGUUGCUGUGUGUGUGUUGCUGCUUAGCAGCCUUCCUCGCCAGCCGCAGAACUGGAAUCUGUACUGCACUUCAAGGCCACGGUGGCCACUGCCACUCCAGGAGGAGCUCCUCGGGACAGCUGCUUGGGCAGGUGAAGGUGUGUCAUCAGCGCUGCCGCUUUAGGAGAUUUCCCAUGACCUAAGUUCACAAAGAGCAGCCAGUACCCUGCAGGACUGCAGGACUGCUGUUCGGCCCGUGAUGUGGGUGAACACCAGCAGCUACGCGCUGCCAAGUCACACCACAGCUCCACAUAAGAGCACGUGAGGGUCUUGGGCAGACCGGGGUGUUUCUAUACAUUAAGAGUUAUUAAGAAUGUGCCCUAAUGGGGGUAACCUUGCUUGUCUGUUGUUUUCUAAUCUUGGUGCCAGAAAUUCAAGAUUUAUAUUUUUGAACUAUCAGAUUAUCUAGAUGUACCAGAUCUAUUUUUGUUUUCGUGUUCUCUAGAGGUUUACCUGAAAAUCAUUUUGCACUUUGGAGACGCUAUUAGUUUGCACAGCAGUGACACAUCAAGUAUGAUUCCAGCAGAGUUUUAUUUUAAGCUGUUUACAGGCCAGUGAGCCUAUUUUACUUCUAAUGCUGUUAUUUGAGCUUCUUGAAAAGCUUCAUAUUUUUAAUAUAUUUUAUUAUAUUUUAAAAGACAUUUUUCCAUGAAAAAUAUUUCCUUUUGAGUGGUGAAUUACAGGUUUAAAAAUCAAAUGCACUAGUUCCCUUCACUUUUCUGUGGUACCUGCAGCUCCCUACAGCCUGCCCUUAGGACGCUAAGCACAGAGGAGGCAAGAAAGACAUGCUGUCAUCCAGAGCAGUACCAAGUCCUCUGUCUCCGGGCAUGCUGUGGCCUGUCUUGGCUUGAGUUAGCAUCUGCUGCCCGGUGUCCGGCCACCCAGUGGAGAUCCCAGUGCCGCCUGCUCUUCUGGUGUAGCACUUUGAGUGGCAUUGUGCAGGCUCUGCCUUGCGUUCGCCAAGACUGCAUCACAAGUGUGCCUUGCCACCCGCCUAUGACAGCCAUGGAGCAGAUAGGCUGGGCUUGUUCCAGGACAGGGUCUCUGGUGUCCUUCACCAGAAACAGCUCCUCAUAGCCUAGGAUUGUGUCCUGCCACAAGAUGAGCAAUCAGUGCUUCUGCAUAGUACCCUGCAGAGGACAGCAGGGGUGCAGGGCCAAGACGCUGUGUGUGCAGCCAUCUCUGCAUGACAGUCUGACCGGUGACGGGAGCAGGGCGAGUUAUGUGACCUUCCUCAGGUCUCUGGCCAUGUCUGUAAAAGGGAAAGCUGGGAAGAAGCACCUCCUUCACAACUCUGACUCGGAGAGUAUGUAUUUUAUAUAGCAAAAAUGUAGGAAACGUAGAAGCGGCUUUGCAGGUUCUUGACGUGUAAUCGUUCUGUUCAGAGAGGUUUAUAGAAUUCAAAUAACUAUAAAUUAUAGGGAUCAGCAAUACUUUUUAAGAUUUAAAAUUCUGUGGGGUUGUCAAUAGAUAAUCAAAUUAUUGGAAAAAGGCUGUUCAAAAAAUUAUUCUUUUUCUCUUUAGAGUUGUGCACACUGUGAAAAUGCUAAACUUCAGGAACAGAAAAAUAAAUUAUUUUCUGUGGUGUUGUGUCAUCUCAUCUGUUUUCAGUUGCACAGUACACACUGCUGCUUGUCAGGGCCCUACCCUCUGUCCUGGGCCAGCAGAAAAGCCCUCUUUGUGGCAACCAGAAGGCAAGCCCCUUGCCCACAUUGAGUCUGUGUCUGGCCCACCACCUGUUAGACUGGCCUGGUGACGCCUUCAGUAGCCGUCACAGUGCCUGCUGAAUGAGAAGUCGCAGAAUGGGAAUCGCAUUAGGAUGCACUGGCCAGCUGAGGGUCUGGAAUAGACAUCACCAUCCUCUUGGUCAUGCUAGAUGUUCCAGUGCAGUUCAGGACUCAGGCUCCAUGGGCAAGAGUAUGCUUUUGGCUCUGUUGCCAUGGCCACCAUUCCUAGUGGAAUGUUGGGACCAUAGAUGGU
Fukomys damarensis (Damara mole-rat) is the source of this 3359-nucleotide messenger RNA. RefSeq names its product defective in cullin neddylation 1 domain containing 2 (gene Dcun1d2). The transcript is spliced from 7 exons. Bases 247 to 1278 code for a protein of 343 amino acids. Gene Ontology annotation, biological process: protein neddylation; positive regulation of ubiquitin-protein transferase activity. Gene Ontology annotation, cellular component: ubiquitin ligase complex. Lineage: Eukaryota; Metazoa; Chordata; Mammalia; Rodentia; Bathyergidae. Gene Ontology annotation, molecular function: ubiquitin-like protein binding; ubiquitin conjugating enzyme binding; cullin family protein binding. The record is from RefSeq and is a predicted model, not a curated record.